AUGGCUCCCGCAUACAAGUUGGAGGAGCUACUUGCCUUGCGCGACUCGGUCUCCGAGUCAGCCGUAUCAUUGGACAGGUUCGCGGACGAAGAUGUGAUCAAAGUCCCAGCGACAGGACCUCCAGCCGCCAACAAGCGACCGUCGCCAUCCCCUUCAAUCAAGCGUGGCAAAGCCGAGAGGCUUCUCAAGGAGCACGGCAGCCCUCCUGGUCUGCGUGUAACAGCAGGUGGACGCAUUGUGCCUGGAGAUCUGCCACCGCUAGGUGCUCGACCCAGUUUCAACAUCUACAACCCCCAGGCUCUCCGCGUCACGCCCGGUAACAUCAUGGCUGCGCCGUCGCAGCCAUCGCCGAAUAGCACAGCUCGCAUCGAGAUCAUUGGCGGUCAGCCCAUUGUUGUCGUUGGCGAUCGUAUGUUUGCGCUGCCUACUGUCAACAGCGGGUCUGCAGUGCCCGCUGCCACACGUGUAGCCGAGGAGACACUUGCUACGCAGGUCAACGACACAUCUUCUCUAUCCACCCAGGGUAAUUUGCCUGGACAUUUGUUUGUUCCACCACGUACCAACUCCCAGACACCGUUCGCCGGACUCGACCUUCCUACGCUCAGGGUCCAACAGGCGGUCAAGAAGCAGGAACUUCGAACAGUCGAACAGACUGAGGUCUUGCAGUCCAGUCAUCAAACUGAGAGCUGGCGAGCUUCCAUGAUUGAGAAGAAGAGAGGCUUAAUCGUCGAACUUGAUGCACUGCGCAAGCAGAUCUCGGUCCUUGAGUCGGACCCGGCGACUGCAAACCAGGACGCUCCUCCCAACCCUCUGGGUACGAUUGUAACACCAGCUUCCAUGGCAUCGUUUAUGCCUCCGUACCAGCAGCCAAUUGCCCAGUCCAUGUACGGUUACCCUGCAACCAACCCGUACGCGCCCAUGGCUAUGUACCCGCCAACUUUCGGUGCGUUUUCAAGCUUCCCAAGCGUGGAGGCUACGCCUUUCGUUCCACCAGCCGCGAACCCACCUCCACACUCUCCUGGAUCUGGCAACCGGCGCUCGCGUGCCAUCGAGAUCAAACCUCCCCACGAGGAUUCCAAGAAACCAGCUCUGGACCCAAAGAGUCCAACCUACGAACCGAAAGGCAGCACAGCUACUGGGACUGGUCCAACUGGUCCCCCUACGCCCUCUCCAAACAAGCGCUCACCCUGGCGUCAACAAGAUCUUUCCCAAUUUAACUCACAGCCUCACCGUACUUUGUCUCACAAACCCAGCCUGUCGAGUGUAGACACUACAGACUUCUUCCCCACGAACACUCACGAGCAUUCUUCAACUCGGGUGGCACCACCGUCCAGUGUGCCGCAGCCAGCCCGCGAUGACAAUAGGGUCGUUCCAGCGACCCCAGAGAAAACCUGGCCUGCGAGUCCUUGGAACGAGGGCAAUACAAGCCGUGCAAGGAACGAGGAGCCUGCACCGAAGAUGGGUGCUUGGCCAGAUGCGUUUGGAAAACCCCAGUCGCUCUCACCAUUGAAGCAAGAGGCGAUCAAUCCAUCGUCCGUAGCUCCACAGGGCCGUGCUUUGCAGACGGGCAGCAGUCUGCGUUCUACUGCAAGCAAUACCCUGCUGCCCCAGGAUCAACAUCAGCAGCGAGCAGCGACCGAGGAGACCUGGCCUUUCAAUGUGCCCAAGGCCGUGGCACACAUACCUUCCACUUACCAAGAAGGCUUCCAAGCCGGCUAUGAUCAUGUCGGCAUGCCUGAUAGCCCUGAGGUGCUGCAAGGAUUCAUCCAAGGUCUUCUGACUUUCCUGGCUGACUCUUUGAACAACCGCCGUAGCAGCACGUCCGCUCGCGGAUCGCAAACACAUAUCAUUGAUUCUCGCACGCCAUCGCUGCACGGUCUCGUUGCGAGUUACACGCCUCAUGACUCCGCCAUCAGCAUGACGUUCAAUCGCAGUGAGGCCCCAGUAGGCAGUCAAGAGAACGUGCGUGUCAACCAGAGCAAUGGAAUCAUGAGCUCGCGUCGUGACUCAACGUACAGUCCACAAGGCAGCAUUCGCAAUGCUCCAGCUUCUUUUGCUCCAGGUGUCGACUUCACACAGGAGCCUCGCCAGUUCAAUGAUCCGAGCGCCAAAUACCCCAACCCCGCCGGUCUGUUUCCCGAGAGGAUGGCCAACGGCUAUCGUAAUAUCUCAUCGUAUCCCAGUCCCGAGAAUGAGAUGAGUAAGACAACGGAGAAAGGUACUGCACCCCGCUCCACUCUACAGGUGGCAAACAACGGAUUUGGUCGUCAACUCUCAGGCAAUCAGCUCGCCAAUCGCACCAACGUCAACCCCCAAACCAUGCAGCGCUUUUACCCAGGUCACAAGGAGGUCGGCCCUGGAGCAUUUGGUGGAAACAGCAUGCCAGCAGCUCGGCCUUUCGCUAACAACCGCGUGUCAGGGCUUGAUGGAGCCAUGGACGAUCUGGCUGACUUGGUCAUGGAAACAAGCAUCGACAACCGCCGUUCAUCGGGCGCCCGCCACGCUCAAUCAACGGCUGCGCCAACGUCUGUCGACGGUGAAGAUGCGGGUGCUUCUUGCUUCAGGCCUUCUGGUGGAAAGGGCAAGCAAAAGAUGGUUGCUUCACCAACCAAGCCCACUGCUUCCGCACCAGAGACGACCGCAUCUUCGCCUGCUAACCUACCAAGCUCGCCCAAGAAAUCCGGUGAACAUUCCCCUGCCAAAGCCAAGCUUGAGCAAGUCACCAGCAAGUUUAGGCGUGGGAAGAAAGAAGAUCUGCGUGGUAUAUCUUCUGAGGAUAAAGUGAAGCGGUCGGAGAAGUGGAAGAGCCGCUUUCAGUACAUCAAGGCAACCGAGCAGAAGGAGAUCGAAGAGUAUCGUGAUGAAGAGAAGCGCAGGAGCGGCGGCCGACGCUAG
Messenger RNA from Didymella exigua CBS 183.55, 2895 nucleotides. RefSeq lists its product as uncharacterized. The record is from RefSeq and is a predicted model, not a curated record. The coding region runs from base 1 to 2895 and encodes 964 amino acids. The transcript has 2 exons. NCBI's taxonomy places the organism in Eukaryota, Fungi, Ascomycota, Dothideomycetes, Pleosporales, Didymellaceae.